GUCCGCUGGAGGGCGCCACCACGGACGGACUCUACUUUUAAUAAUCGACGCUUUGUUCCGGGAAGCAGCGUGUUUUCAGCGCGCUCCAUCAUCAUCAUCAUCAGGACGUUUGUCUGCAGAGAUAAUCAAAGUUUGAUUAUUGUGUGAACAUGGUGAAGCUAUCAGCGGAGCUCAUCGAGCAGGCUGCUCAGUACACCAACCCGGUGAGAGACAGAGAGCUGGACCUACGAGGUUAUAAAAUCCCAGUGCUUGAAAAUCUCGGAGCUACUCUGGACCAGUUUGACACAAUCGACUUCUCUGAUAAUGAAGUAAGAAAACUGGACGGCUUUCCUCUGCUCAGAAGACUGAAAACACUGCUAAUGAACAACAACAGGAUCUGUCGAAUAGGUGAGAAUCUGGAGCAAUCCCUGCCGAGCUUGACAGAACUGAUCCUCACAAGCAACAACAUUCAGGAGCUGGGUGACUUGGAUCCACUGGCCACGGUGAAGACACUGACCCUCCUCAGCUUGUUAAGGAAUCCAGUGACGAACAAGAAGCACUACAGGCUCUAUGUCAUCAACAAACUCCCACAGAUCCGUGUGCUUGACUUCCAGAAGGUGAAACUCAAGGAGCGGCAGGAGGCGGAGAAAAUGUUCAAGGGCAAACGAGGUGCUCAGCUUGCAAAGGAUAUUGCCAGGCGAACGAAAACAUUCACUCCUGGAGUGGCAGCACAGCUGGAGAAGAAGAAGACGGGGCCGUCCCAAGCUGACGUGGAAGCCAUCAAGAAUGCAAUCGCCAACGCUUCAUCGCUGGAUGAGGUGGAGAGGUUAAGAGGGAUGCUGCAGGCCGGACAGAUCCCAGGACGAGAUCUCAGACAAGGUCCAAAUGGGAUGGUGGAGGAGGAAGAGGAGGAGGAAGAGGAGGAAGAGGGAGCACAGAUGGAGGCACAUACGGAGGAAGGUGCUGGAGAUGAGAUCAAUGAGGAAGAUCAGGAGAGAGGGGAGGAGGACGAGGAAGAGGAUGAUGAAGAUAUGGAUGUGGAGCCACAUGUUAACGGCUCCUGAGUACCCCGAAAGCAUUUCUGUUUUUGUCUUUUUAUUUCCACGUUGUAGAUUUCUUGUUUUGGACGUACGGCGGGUUUUGUUUUGUAAAAUGACAUCCAAUAAAAUCUGAUUUCUUACA
Larimichthys crocea (large yellow croaker) is the source of this 1161-nucleotide messenger RNA. Its product is annotated as U2 small nuclear ribonucleoprotein A'. Lineage: Eukaryota; Metazoa; Chordata; Actinopteri; Sciaenidae. Gene Ontology annotation, biological process: mRNA splicing, via spliceosome. The coding region runs from base 150 to 1043 and encodes 297 amino acids. The record is from RefSeq and is a predicted model, not a curated record. Gene Ontology annotation, cellular component: U2 snRNP. The transcript has 9 exons. Gene Ontology annotation, molecular function: U2 snRNA binding; protein binding.